UGCUGUGAGCCCCUUAUUUUAGUUGUCUCACAACCCAACCCUGCAACCAAAAACACUUCAUUUCCUUCCCUUCUGACUCCUUCCACACCUUUGGCUUUUCUUGCUCUUCCUCUUCUUCCAUCUAAGCUCCUCCUAAUGCCCUCUUCCUGCCAUGGAAAGCACAAUGGAGGAUACACUGAAUCUUCCCAUGGAGUAAUGGAAUAAGCUCCAUGCAAAUUUUCCUCCUGACCUCCGAGCCUUGACAAGAGGAUAUUACUUCUGGCUUUGGCCUUGCAACCAGCCUGCACCCUGCAGCUCAUAGAGAGAAGAGAGAGAGAGAGAGAGAGAGAGAGAGAGAGAGAGAGAGAGAGAGAGAGAGAGAGGUGGGUUUGUUCUGUCCUACUUCUCAAGCAAUCUGCAUUGCUGCAUGACUCCAACAAUCAUGGGGGUAUGUCUAACUGUUUUCAUCAGUUGUACUUCGAGACAAUGAGGUGGUGACCUGAAUGCUAGGAGGAAAUCUCUAGGCAAUGCUGUUUUCCUCAUAGGGAGGAAGUGUGAUCUCCUCCAGGCAACAAGAGAUUCCUAAGGUGUCUUUUGUUUAAGGCUCAGGGCUUUACCUUCCUAGAUAAAGAGGUCAGUACUGGUCUUAAGAUUACAAUGACUACAUGGUCUUGUUGCAGUUCCGAAGCUCUUCCCUGUUAUUGUUCUUCUUCUUACAGAAAAGAGAAGAUCUCAAACUAGUCAUUUGGAACAAAUCGUCGAGUCCUAUUUUCAAUGUUUGCCUAAAUUAAACUGUUAAUCUCACUUUAUUCUAAUUUUCCUUUUUUUCCUUCUUUGUGUCUCCUCCAAUCUGUGUUUUUAGAACCCGGAUAAGGUUCUUUGGAACCUCAAAGCUUCUAUUUAGACUCCCAAGGAUUCCAAACCCAAAGCCUCAGCUCACAUCUCGAUCCUUGGGGUUGGGUAGCUCAAAUUCUGCUUCUCCUUCCUCUACUAAUUUUUUAUUUGGUUUCUUUUGUCCUUGGAACUUUUCCUUCUGGGAUUGAGGUCAAAAAGAACACAUAAAAGAAAGAAAGAGCACAAAGAUUGAGAGAGAAUGGAUCUUUCUGGUCAUGAAGGAGAGAUCCCAAUCCCAAUAACCAGUGCAUACGUUGGUGGCCAUGGCCAAACCAACAUGCGUGACACCCCCCCCAUCCACCACCCCUCCAAUGGCCCUCCUCCUCCGCCUCCUCCCCUACCCAUUGCCACCACAGAGGACCACCAGCGCCACCACCACGCUACCAACUCCCACAGCACCAAGAAAGGGGUGGCGGUGAGGUACAGGGAGUGCCUCAAGAACCAUGCAGCCUCCAUUGGUGGGAAUGCCACCGAUGGCUGCGGUGAGUUCAUGCCGAGUGGUGAGGAGGGAAGUCUGGAGGCCUUGAAGUGCUCUGCCUGCGGCUGCCACCGGAACUUCCACAGGAAAGAGACGGAAGGAGAGUCCUCAUGCGACUGCUUCCACCCCCUCAGGGGGAGGAAGGUGAUGGGUCAGAAGGGCCUCCUCCUCUCGGGAUCCGAUGCAUUCGGCUACGGCCCUGCGUGCAAUGGCCUCAUUCCAAGGGCAACCCCACACAGCAUGAUCAUGCCUCUGGGUGCCAUCCAGACCUCCGAGUCCGACGAGAUGGAAGGCGUGGGUGGAAUGAUGCCGAGGCCUCUCAUGGUGAAGAAGAGGUUCCGGACCAAGUUCACCCCUGAGCAGAAGGAGAAGAUGCUGAGCUUUGCCGAGAAGGUGGGCUGGAAGCUCCAGAAGCAGGAGGAGAGUGUGGUGCAGCAGUUCUGCCAGGAGAUCGGGGUGAAGAGGAGGGUCCUCAAGGUGUGGAUGCACAACAACAAGCACCACUUGGCAAAGAAGAACCCUCUCCAGCUUGAAUGACCAUUACCUCACUCUCAUUUCCAUGGAUUGUCUUCGUCAUUUCAUGAGCUUUUGUCUUCCUCGGACUUCAUCAAGCUUAGAUGUCAAUCCUUUCAGUGUUAUCCAUGCAUUGUGUUUACAUGAAGGCAGCAGACCUCAAGUUGCUAUC
Messenger RNA from Musa acuminata AAA Group (dessert banana), 2036 nucleotides. RefSeq names its product zinc-finger homeodomain protein 4-like. Gene Ontology annotation, cellular component: nucleus. The transcript has a single exon. Gene Ontology annotation, biological process: regulation of developmental process; regulation of DNA-templated transcription. Bases 1073 to 1888 code for a protein of 271 amino acids. The record is from RefSeq and is a predicted model, not a curated record. Gene Ontology annotation, molecular function: transcription cis-regulatory region binding; DNA-binding transcription factor activity. NCBI's taxonomy places the organism in Eukaryota, Viridiplantae, Streptophyta, Magnoliopsida, Zingiberales, Musaceae.